Molecule: messenger RNA, 2061 nt
Organism: Rangifer tarandus platyrhynchus (Svalbard reindeer)
Lineage: Eukaryota; Metazoa; Chordata; Mammalia; Artiodactyla; Cervidae
Source: the annotation of a GenBank genome assembly
AUGGGCUGUUUCUGCGCGGUUCCGGAAGAAUUCUAUUGCGAAGUUUUGCUUCUGAAUGAAUCCAAGUUAACUCUCACCACCCAGCAGCAGGGCAUCAAGAAGUCAACGAAAGGUUCCAUUGUCCUUGAACACGUAUUUCGUCACAUAAACCUUGUGGAGGUAGAUUAUUUUGGACUGCGUUACUGUGACAGAAACCAUCAGACGUAUUGGCUGGAUCCUGCAAAAACCCUGUCUGAACACAAAGAACUGAUCAACACUGGACCUCCAUAUACUUUGUAUUUUGGUAUUAAAUUCUAUGCUGAAGAUCCGUGUAAACUUAAAGAAGAAAUAACCAGGUACCAGUUCUUCCUGCAGGUGAAGCAAGACGUUCUUCAGGGCCGCCUGCCCUGCCCCGUCAGCACCGCCGCCCAGCUGGGAGCGUACGCCGUCCAGGCUGAACUCGGAGAUUAUGAUCCAUAUAAACAUACUGCAGGCUAUGUGUCAGAGUACCGAUUUGUUCCUGAUCAGAAGGAAGAACUUGAAGAGGCUAUAGAAAGGAUUCAUAAAACUCUAAUGGGUCAGGCUCCUUCUGAAGCAGAGCUGAAUUACUUGAGGACUGCCAAGUCCCUGGAGAUGUAUGGUGUUGACCUCCAUCCUGUCUAUGGAGAAAACAAAUCUGAGUAUUUUUUAGGAUUAACUCCGGUUGGUGUUGUUGUCUAUAAGAAUAAAAAACAAGUGGGAAAGUAUUUCUGGCCUCGGAUUACAAAGGUUCACUUCAAGGAGACCCAGUUUGAACUCAGAGUACUGGGAAAAGAUUGCAGUGAAACCUCAUUCUUUUUUGAAGCUCGAAGUAAAACUGCUUGCAAGCAUCUUUGGAAGUGUAGUGUAGAAUAUCAUACAUUUUUUAGAAUGCCAGAAAAUGAAUCAAAUUCAUUGUCAAGAAAACUCAGCAAGUUUGGAUCCAUGAGUUAUAAGCACCGGUAUAGUGGCAGGACAGCACUACAGAUGAGUCGAGAUCUUUCUAUUCAACUUCCCCGGCCCGAUCAGAAUGUGUCAAGAAGUCGAAGCAAGACUUACCCUAAGAGAAUAGCACAAACACAGCCAGCUGGAUCAAACAGCAUAAAUCGGGUAACUGCAAAUAUGGAAAAUGGAGAAAAUGAAGGAACAACUAAAAUUUUCGCACCUUCACCAAUAAAAAGCUUUAAGAAAGCAAAGAAUGAAAACAGCCCUGAUACCCAAAGAAGCAAAUCUCAUGCACCGUGGGAAGAAAACGGCCCCCAGAGCGGACUCUAUAACUCCCCCAGCGACCGCAUGAAAUCCCCCAAGUUCCCUCACACACGCCGCCGAAACCCCUCGUGUGGGAGCGACACUGACUCUGUGCAGCCCACCAGGAGGAGGAAAGCCCAUAACAGUGGUGAAGAUUCGGAUCUAAAACAAAGGAGGAGGUCACGCUCACGCUGUAACACAAGCAGUGGUAGUGAAUCAGAAAAUUCUAAUAGAGAGCACCGGAAAAAGAGAAACAGAAUACGGCAGGAGAAUGAUAUGGUUGAUUCGGCACCACAGUGGGAAGCUGUGUUAAGGAGACAAAAGGAGAAAAACCAGGCGGACCCCAACAACAGACGAUCCAGACACAGAUCUCGCUCGAGAAGUCCCGAUAUCCAAGCAAAAGAAGAGUUAUGGAAGCAUAUCCAAAAAGAGCUUGUGGAUCCAUCUGGACUGUCAGAAGAACAAUUAAAAGAGAUUCCAUACACUAAAAUAGAGACGCAAGGUGACCCAGUCCGCAUCCGGCACUCUCAUUCACCGAGAAGUUACCGCCAGUAUCGCAGGUCCCAGUGCUCGGAUGGAGAGCGGUCUGUCCUCUCAGAAGUGAAUUCAAAAACCGAUCUUGUACCUCCACUUCCUGUGACCCGUUCUUCAGAUGCUCAGGGUUCUGGUGGUUCCACAGUUCAUCAGAGAAGAAACGGGUCUAAAGAUAGCCUGAUUGAAGAAAAAUCUCAGACAUCUACAAGCAAUAUGGCUGGAAAACACGCAGCAAAAACAAUAAAAACUAUCCAAGCUUCACGCUUCAAGAUGGAGACUUAA